Molecule: messenger RNA, 2779 nt
Organism: Wyeomyia smithii (pitcher-plant mosquito)
Lineage: Eukaryota; Metazoa; Arthropoda; Insecta; Diptera; Culicidae
Exons: 12
Coding region: 126-1199 (357 amino acids)
Molecular function (GO): DNA binding
Source: RefSeq, a predicted model, not a curated record
UCGAUGCGUAAAUAUUUUUUGGCAGUAAACCUGGUAACACUGACAGGACUCCAUACUUGGUUCAAAAUCCUCUUGCUUCGGCCAUUUUGCAACUGCAUUUAUCGGCGUCAGGCAGCGAGGUAGCGAUGGUUCGCAAAAUCAAGAACCUUACAGUUCCUCAAAAAGGAACAUCUGUAAAAUCCAUAAAACCAACGUUAAUUAUAGAAAUUGAGACGGUUUUGGCAAAACCUCAAUGUACGAAAAAAAAGGCUGCAGCUACGAACGCCGAGGACCUUUCAGAAUUGUUGCAGGAUCAACUUUCGCGUAGCGAAUACAUAGAAAUGGAGUUUCUUGACGCUACAGAUUCACAAAAUACUGAAAAUUCGAUUGCGAUAGAGAAGAUAGAAGAGGAUUCAGAUCUAGAACUGCAGGUAGAAACGCAAGAAGAAAUCGAGUUACAGGAGCAACAUUCAUCUAAUGAGGAAGAGGCGGCAGAAAAUAAAGAAAUAAGUGAUCAGGAAGUAGAUACAAUCGAAGAGUUUGAUGAUCCAACAACGGAAAUGCUAAGGAAGGUAAACAAUCGCUUAAAGAAAAAAGUAAGAAUACUUAACAAGAAAGUGGCAGCUCUUGCAGAAGCCAAAUUGGAUACUGAAAAUCAUGCAUUGCGUUUAUCAAAAGAGUGCAUGGCCUUAAAAGACUCUAGCAACAUUCCUAAGGCAGAUUUUACCGAAAUGGACGGAAUUUCAAUGACUAAGUCAGAAAUUAAGGAAUUGUCAAAAAGAGCGUCAACAGAUAGCAUAUUUGCUGGGUUGUUAGCCAUGAAGUUGAUCGGCGCAUCAGAGCUCAUGAAAAAGAGUGUUACGGGAGAAGUAUGCCGGCGAUUCGCAAAAAAACGUCACGCUGAUGGUACCAGCGCGUAUCCCCCAGCUGAACAAAUGAACCCCGAAGUGGUUCAAUUCAUAUGUAGAAAGGAGGAGAUUGACGACCUUGACACAUUUCUGUCACUCCGGCAGUCUGAUUAUAUACGCUUGAAUUUAACUACCAAGAUGAUUAAAUUGAUUGAAAAACUCCAAGUUGAAUAUCGCUGCACAGAAGAAUCGAUCGAUGAAAAUUUGUUGGAAUCACCAUCUGAAACGGCGUUGGCUGUUAAUGUUGAAAAUCAUGCUACGGAUGUAAACAAUAAUCCCUACGGUGAACUCAAUUUUGAACAGGUAAGAUAAUGAAGACUGGCAGAUUUUUGAGCAAAGAUCUUAGCUGUGCAGAUUACUCCGUUAAUGCAUGUGAUCAUUGGGCAAAUAUCAAUGUUUUCACUUAGGGCAUCCUCAACGAUGCGCUACUACAUAAGUUGUUAUGAUGACUGCGCACGGCGCGGCUACUAUUUCUCUAGCGCGUUUAGCAGCGGUAUACGAAGUGACGAUAGAGUGUGCCAAAUUGGGUAUAGAAGCGUUGAGGAUACCCUUAGAUGUUCGUUCGUAAUUUCAAAAGAUCUAAAAAAACUUAAAAUUGUUUAUAAGUGACACAUAAUCAAAAUUUUUUGUCUACCUGUUUCUUUCACGCAAACUUUAAAACAAUAUUAAUAAUUUCGAGAGAUAAAACAGCUUGACCUUGAGAUUUCAGCUUGGUCGACGUAAAAUAAUAUUUUCUUUUUCUUUUUUUAACUGCUUGUAUAUAGACAAAGUUUUGGAAAAAAACAGAUGAAGGAAGAAUAAUAAUGGAAACGUUUAAACAAGGAACUCGGCCGACAGAUGCUCUUUUAAAGAAAAUUACAUGCGUGCUAUGUGAUUGUUUGCAUGAUCUCUACGGGUGCCGUCCGAGUAAUUAUUAUAAAAAUCAAAUUGCGCUUUCUUUGGUUAAAUCAUAUCCAAUUUUGGCAGCUGUUGGAUCCGAUGUACCACAGGCCCUCUGGUUUCAUGCGCAUGCUAGAGGAAUCAACCGCCACGCUGGUCGCAUUCAUUACCGCAUGGAAUAUUUGGCAAGAAAGUCCGCCGACCGUAUCUCUAAACGACGUCGAAUUAAAGAGCUGUCACCACCAAAUCAGUCUGAAAAUGUUUCCAUAAAUAACGAUAAUGUUCCUAAUGAGGAUUUUAUUGCAAAGACGGAUGAGCUGAAGUACAUCAAACCAAACAACCAUUCUAAGACACGAAUUCUGGAACUCUGGAAAAAAAACUUUGACGCAUCGUUCGAGUAUUUUGAAUAAAGGAACAGAGCAGUAUGUAAAUGAUUUCCCAGUUGUUUUUGCCUUCAAUGGUUUGUUGAUUUCUUUGGAUUUUUAUCAGCUAAACCCAUCAGCAAUGAACUUCGUAGAAAAGUGGGAUCAGCUCGAACCAAAGAUUUUAUUAAAAUAUCGAGAGGAAUUUAGAGAUUUGAAAAAUGAUUUUUUACGAGCUUUAGCAAUAGUUCGCAUUAAAAAUCCUUCCCGUGGUCUUGAAAAAAACAAAAAUGCUAAUUCUAGAGAAAACCCUUUCUAUGGAAUCAUUGAAUGGGAAGAGAUUACAGAUGAGCCAUCCAAAAUACUUAAAGUUCCAUUCAUCGUAGUUCGAGGACAAUUAGAUGACUCUGAAGACUGUGCCAUAUACUGGCGAGGUGAAUUAGUGACGACAGAAAACCUCAAGUCAGCGUUCGAGAUUUUAUUGCAGCUAUAUUUAGUUUUUAAAAUUGCUCCUAGUCCAUCUGAUAAACAUUUCUUUCUUUUUUUUGGGGAGCGAUUUAUAAUAUCAAACAAUUAAGUACUACAGGAACCAAAUUUUUACAAGGCCUGUAAUUUGUAUUCUUUAUUUUUUGUUCUAUAAAAGAUUCUAAU